AUUGUAGAAAGUGCAGGUCUCAGAACAGUCAUGAUGGCGUCUGUAAUUUGUGACAGUGUUUUGGUAACCGGGUCAAACAGGGGAAUUGGACUUGAGCUGGUUCACCAGCUAGUUGAUUUACCCAAAUCUCCAGGUCACAUCUUUGCAGGCUGUAGAGACCCAGGUGGACCAAAAGCUCAGGAACUUCGGGAUCUCGCUCAGAAGCACCAGGGUGUGAUCACUGUUGUGCAACUUGAUACAGAUAGUCCAGAUAGCAUCAAAGAGGCUUCAAACUUAGUGGAAUCCAAGCUGAACGGCAAAGGCUUAAAUCUGAUCAUCAACAAUGCUGGUGUGAACAUCCCAGGUUCCCUAGUGGAGACAGGCAAAAAGGAGAUGGUGGAUUCGUACACGACUAAUGUUGUAGGACCCAUGCUCAUUGCAAAGAAUUUCCACCCCCUCUUGUGUAAAGCUGCAGCUCAGUUUCCUCAGUCAAGCAUGUCUUGCAGUAGAUCGGCUAUUGUCAAUGUCUCCACACUGCUGUCAUCCAUCACAAGAUGCCCUGAGAAUUUCUACAGGUCUCCAAUGUACCCCUAUCGCAUCUGCAAGGCUGCACUGAACAUGUUAACUCGCUGCUUGGCGGAGGAUUUCAGAAAAGAUGGCAUUCUUGUUGCGUCUCUCCAUCCAGGAUGGGUCCAGACAGAAAUGGGAGGCCCACAGGCUCCCCUGACGACAGCUGAGAGCGUCAGCGGCAUGAUAAAAGUCAUCACAAGCCUCACUGAGAAAGACAGCGGGACUCUUUUAGAUUGGGAAGGCAAUAACAUCCCUUGGUGAUUGUGCAAGGCAUCUUGUAUGUCAGUUUGACAUGUACUUCCACAUCUUUGUGUCUGCGGUUUGUGCAAAAAAAA
Molecule: messenger RNA, 884 nt
Organism: Danio rerio (zebrafish)
Lineage: Eukaryota; Metazoa; Chordata; Actinopteri; Cypriniformes; Danionidae
Product: zgc:158868
Source: RefSeq, marked validated